Dermacentor albipictus is the source of this 3480-nucleotide messenger RNA. The record is from RefSeq and is a predicted model, not a curated record. Lineage: Eukaryota; Metazoa; Arthropoda; Arachnida; Ixodida; Ixodidae.
UCGGGAGAGCUGGUUUUGCACCAUGAGGUCAUAACAGCGCGAACUGAAACAUAUGUGCCAAGCAAGGGACACAUGGGGACGAGCGCUAGCUUUCAACUAUUCGAUUUUUUUUAUUGGACGGAUUUCCAUUCAAAGAGGAAAAUAAAGGUCGUGGCGUGACAGAAAAACAAAAAAACAAGGAAAAGCCGUCAAUUGGGAAAACAAAACUAUACAGAAACCAAAGCACGAAAUCGUCAAGGUACGCAUGCCAGUGCUUUCUAAAAAGUAAUUAUUGUUUUUCUGACAAUGCAACAGAAGACCUACUAACACAGUUAUCAUCCCGCGCCAUGCACGCAGCCUCAGCGCUAGUGCGAGUUCAUCCGUCCUGAUACCUAGUCACCACGCGGGGUAUCUGAACUCCACUUUUUACCCACAGUCAAAAAUUAAAUAAAUAAAUAAGCCGGUAGUUAGAAGUUAGCGCUUGUCCCUAUGUGUCUCUUUCUUUGAGUAUAUGUUUUAGUUCGCGCUGCUAUGACCUUAUUCUGCGCUCGGAUUCGCACCCUAUUUCUAUGGGUCCACUUCUUUUGCUGAGGGUGUGUGGGGACUAGGGUAAAGAAAUGGCGCCCCUACUGGUGACGCCGAGACUGCCCUGCGCCGCCGCUGGAGCGCGCUGCGCUCCCUUUAGAGGCGGACACGUCCCGCUGUGGUGAAAUGUGCUGAAAAGCCAUCGGUCUCGCUGCCCUCUCUAUGCCCAUGUUGAUCCGCACUUGUCGAGCGGGGGCGGAGAGGGGGAGGGGGGCAUAGCUGAGCUAGCGUGAAGUUUUCGCAACAUAUUGCACGCCUGUAGGCUUUAAAGCUUCUGAUGAACCUUUAUUUUAGCUUGAUAAUUUAUCCCUACCACGUAUGGCUUAAUGAGCUCUCUGAAACGUGAUCUUUCCUGCUCCAAUAGACAAAUGUACUGCCGAAGUCCUGUCUAAACGCCAAGCGCCAGGCUAAAUUUAGCUUCCAUCGCGUCAUGCGUGUUGUGUCAAUGGCGCUAUCUACGCACGCGACACAUAUAUUCUCGACUAAUAGCUUCUUUCCUGUACACCCUAAAGACUAUGGAAAGUAUCGCAGGAGGAAAGGGGCUGAUUUACACCUCAAAGCAUUGUUCUAUUCUCGCAAAUGUCGAGUGCACUGAAAUGCAUUACUCACUCCAUCAGCAAGAAGAUAGCGAAAUGCUAUUUUCAAUCUGCCCUUCUGAGAGGAAGUAGAAUGCCCGUUCAACUCUCCCGGCAAUAGAGAACAAAACGCAGCGUAAGCUCCUGCUUCAACUGUAGGAAACUGACCCUAAACAUGGCGAUGUAUCACUCACGCACGCUCACCAAAGAGCACACCGUUUUGCUUCGAAGAGAACAGGCAGCCACAGCGCAAAGGUUAGUGGAGCUCGCGCUCUACUUUUUUACUCGGAGUUGCCCCACCGCGCGCGCGCACAACUACGAGGAGCAGUACAGCAUCGGAGCAAGACAAUCCUUCCAGCGGGUCCAGCCAUUGUUCCAGCGUGCAGGAACCAAGGCCAUCCAAGGAGAUCGUGUCAUCCAUCUUGCGCCGCCACGAGAACAGGACAGUCGUUCUUCAUUCGUUGGAUAUAACAAUAAAUUUUUCACGGCACCCCCUUUAUAUGACGCAAGAAGGCAGCUGCAAAGACACAAGGAUGUCAAGGAACCAGUCCAGCACGACUCCACAUGGUGCAAAGAAGCGCACUCCAAAGCAUCAAAUUGCAUUGCCAUGCAAUUUGGACGAGAAAACUAGAAUAUAUUUAUCAACAACGACUUUGUCGAUUCUGUGGCGGGAAAAACGUUUCCGACUAUCAACCCUUCGACUGGAGCCAAAAUUGCGGAUAUACAGGAAGGAGAGAAGGAAGACGUUGACAAAGCGGUCAAGGCUGCUCGAGCGGCGUUUGCACGAGGCUCCGAAUGGAGGACGAUGGACGCCUCGAAAAGGGGCAGACUCAUUUUCAGACUGGCGGACCUGAUGGAAGAAAACUUGGAUUACAUCGCGAGCCUGGAAACGCUCGACAACGGCAAACCUUUCACGAGCGCAGUCGGGGAUACAAUAGCGGCCAUAGCUACCAUCCGCUACUUCGCCGGCUUUGCAGAUAAAGUGCACGGAAAAACGAUACCCAUGGACGGAAACACGUUUGCCUACACACGCCGUGAGCCUGUCGGCGUCAUCGGUCAAAUUAUACCUUGGAACGUGCCCCUCUUAAUGCUGUCGUGGAAGCUGGGCCCUGCAUUAGCCAUGGGCAACACCGUGGUAGUGAAGCCUGCGGAGCAGACUCCGCUCACAGCGCUGCUGGUGGCCAGCUACGUGGCCGAGGCCGGCUUUCCACCGGGCGUAGUCAACGUGGUUCCAGGCUACGGAGAGACAGCGGGCGCCGCCAUUUCCAGUCACCCGGAUAUCGACAAGGUGGCCUUCACCGGAUCCACGGAGGUCGGCCGACUGGUCUUGCAGGCUUCUGGUCAGUCCAACCUCAAGAAGGUUUCGCUCGAGUUGGGUGGAAAAAGCCCCCUUAUCAUCUUCCCUGACGCAGAUUUGGACCUGGCCGCUAACCUGGCGCACGAGGCCGUGUUCUGGAACCAGGGCGAGAUCUGCUGCGCCGCGACGCGGGCCUACGUGCACACCGAUGUGUACGACCAGUUUGUGGCCAAGGCCGUGGAGCUCGCCAAGAAGAGGGUGGUCGGGGACCCAUUCGACGAACGGUGCACACAGGGUGCUCAGAUCGACGAAACCCAACUGGAUCGUAUCCUUGGCUAUAUCGAGAUAGGACAAAACGAGGGUGCCAAGCUACGCUGUGGUGGUCGCCGGCUCGGCACGCGCGGGUUCUUUGUUCAGCCAACCGUUUUCGCAGACGUUGAGGAUGACAUGACCAUCGCCAGGGAAGAAAUAUUCGGACCUGUCCAGAGUAUUUUCAAGUUCAGCACCAUCGACGAGGUCAUCGGGAGAGCGAAUGCCACAAACUAUGGACUGGCGGCAGGAGUCGUCACAAAAGACCUCAACACGGCCACCAUUGUUGCGCAUGCACUCGAAGCGGGCAUUGUCUGGAUCAACACCUACUUUGAAAUGGGACCACACACUCCCUUUGGCGGCUACAAGAUGUCUGGAAUCGGUCGUGAAAUGGGCGAAGAUGGCAUCAUGGAAUACACCGAAGUCAAAUCGGUUGUAACAAGAAUCCCCGUGAAGAAUUCCUAAGAAAACGUUCUGGCCAUACACAGCCGCACAGCGCAAAGCUGCAACUAUGGGAAACUUUUGCAUGAAAACAAUGCAUUUGACGAUAAAACCAUCACAGUGUUGCACAUUUGCUACGCAUAACUUGGACACUGGUUGAGUGCCUGGGGGCGCAGUGACGCACUUCCUCGCUUCUAGAUAAAAUAUUACGAAGAUCUCACGCAGUGUCGGAAUCUAUGUCAAUGUGGAGCAUUCAGUCGCACAAGACAUGUUAAUAAAAGGUUUAGAGGUUUC